GGCUGAUUUGUAGAACAGAUAAGGACGCCUGGUGGCAAAGCAGUAAAAUUGAUUGUCAACUCGUGAUUUCUCUUACAACAGUGAUUUGACUUUUCAAUUCAAAUCUCGAUUAACUAAUUUCAUCUCCAUAGAGAGAAAAGUAUCCUUCUCAAACCUGUUCACAAUACUCGUUAAACAUGUAUAUUCGGGCCGUCCACGCAGAAAGAGACAUUCGUGUCCUUCGGAAGCUGAUACACGACAAUCCGCUAGGGUUGCUGACCACCGCCAUUCGGUCGCCUACAUUUCCAUUCCUCCAGACGAGUCAUAUUCCUUUCGUUUUGGACGUUAAAGAUGAGUCAAGCGAAACGGAAUGUGGGCUUUUAAGAGGCCACCUUGCAAGGCAGAACCCGCACAGCAAGGCGAUGAUAGAGGCACUUACAUCAACCCCUGGGUCGAACAAUUUCCUUGAGGAAGAAGUCCUGGUGCUCUUUAACGCGCCGGCCCACCAUUAUGUCACACCCAAGUUCUACACCGAGACAAAGCCUGCUACGGGUAAAGUGGUACCGACCUGGAACUAUGCGGCCGCGCAAGUGUAUGGGAAGGCCAAGAUAUUCUUUGACUCUAGCUCGGAGGAGACAUCAAAUUUUCUCCAGAAGCAGAUAAAAGACUUAAGCCAUCAUAACGAGACAAUGAUAAUGGGGUAUACCGGAGAGGCUGGUCGGCCGUCGGAAUGGAAGGUUUCAGACGCCCCGGACCGCUUUAUCCAGUUGCUGAAGAAGAAUAUUAUCGGUAUAGAGAUCGAGAUUGAUCGUCUGGAGGGUAAGUUCAAGAUGAGCCAGGAGAUGGGCAAGGCGGAUCAAGAGGGUGUCAUCGAGGGUUUCGCGAAGUUGGAUUCGGACGCGGCACAAUGGGUUUCGAAUACAGUCAAAGCGCGAGGCGAGUUGAAGGGUUCUUAGAAGAGCGCAUUGUAGUUCGAUUAGUACAUGUCGCCCUUUUAGAUUUGAGAUGGUUGAUCGACUCUCAACCAUGGCCCGUACGGCUUUAAGGGAUUGCCUACAUCCUCUCCGUUGGUGACAAAGACUAGCCAGAUAUGUCGAACUUAUUUCCUGGACCUCCUCCCUAUCAACAAACAUCUCUACUUCG
Messenger RNA from Truncatella angustata, 1122 nucleotides. Its product is annotated as transcriptional regulator PAI 2-type. The record is from RefSeq and is a predicted model, not a curated record. The coding region runs from base 177 to 935 and encodes 252 amino acids. The transcript is spliced from 2 exons. Lineage: Eukaryota; Fungi; Ascomycota; Sordariomycetes; Amphisphaeriales; Sporocadaceae.